UGGUCCGGUGGCCUGCUCCAGGAGUCAUCCGCUCGCUCUGCUCCCCAAAAUGCCCACCCAGCUGGAGCUGGCUAUGGACACUAUGAUUCGCAUCUUCCACCGGUACUCUUGCAAGGAGGGGGACAGGUUCAAGCUCAACAAGGGGGAACUGAAGAUGCUGUUACAGCGAGAGCUCACGGAGUUCCUCACGUGCCAAAAGGAUCCCCAGUUGGUGGAUAAGAUAAUGCAGGACCUGGAUGCCAAUAAGGACAACGAAGUGGAUUUUAAUGAAUUUGUGGUCAUGGUGGCGGCUCUGACAGUCGCCUGCAAUGAUUACUUUGUAGAGCAACUGAAGAAGACAGGCAAAUAAAAAUGACUAGUGAGCUAAUGGAAGGCAGACAUAGAUCCAAGCUCUGUACCCACCGUGAGUCUGUAUCCUUUCCAUUGACAGACACAGUGAAAUGACACUGUGUUACACAUGCAUACUUACUAGCGUUAAGUUAUAUUCACCUUGACAUAGUGACGUCUCGCACAAAUAUUCCAGACCUCAUGCGGUCUUUACAAUUUACCUAUCUUACUAAAAACAUUAUGAUUUAUUCGUCAAAUGGAGAGCACUCACAAAUGUAGCCGCCUUUGAAAUGAGACUCAGAGUUGAUGGACUUCUAAGAUCUCAUUCUUAAAUCGUGUUUUGAGAUUUCUUCCGUACUGAAGAGUUUCCUAGGUUCUCCCCAUGGGCUCCUUAAAUGUGCUGCAAAC
Acomys russatus (golden spiny mouse) is the source of this 735-nucleotide messenger RNA. RefSeq names its product S100 calcium binding protein Z (gene S100z). NCBI's taxonomy places the organism in Eukaryota, Metazoa, Chordata, Mammalia, Rodentia, Muridae. The coding region runs from base 50 to 349 and encodes 99 amino acids. Gene Ontology annotation, cellular component: cytoplasm. The record is from RefSeq and is a predicted model, not a curated record. The transcript is spliced from 2 exons. Gene Ontology annotation, molecular function: calcium ion binding.